This is a messenger RNA of Durio zibethinus, 1239 nucleotides long. RefSeq names its product F-box protein At2g26160-like. Lineage: Eukaryota; Viridiplantae; Streptophyta; Magnoliopsida; Malvales; Malvaceae. The record is from RefSeq and is a predicted model, not a curated record.
AUGACGAAUUGGUCAGAGCUUCCAUCCGACCUCUUGGCGUUGAUUGCAAAAAGGCUGGUCUGCAUGGAGCAUUUUUUGGCCUUUGGUGCUGUUUGUACCUCAUGGCUAUUGGCAGCGGAUAAGAACAACUUCGAACCGUCACAGCUACAGCCGCCUUGGUUAAUGCUUGGGAAGAUGAAAAACAAGACAUUCCGUGAGUUCCUUAGCCUCACCACGCACAAGAUUUAUAGGUUUCCAAUACGAGAUGCCAAUGGUAAGAAGUGCUUGGCCUCUCAAGGUUGGCUGUUUGCAAUAGGCAAAAAUUUGGACAUCAAUUUAGUUCAUCCUCUAUCUGGAGCUCGUGUACCAUUGCCACAAAUGCACACGUUGAAGGAUUCGGAUCGUUUAUUUGAUUGUCCUGGUUUUCAUUUCAUAUACAAAGCGAUUUUAUCUGCCAAUAAUCCAAAUGAUUUGAGGGUUGCAAUUUUUUAUGGAAAUGGUAUCAACAAAGUGGCAUUUUGCAAAGUUGGAGAGGAAACCUGGAAAACAGUUGAAGCCUAUCCUUCUUGUGCAUGCCAUGAUUUAUUGUAUUAUAAAGGACAAUUUUUUGGUGUUGACAUCCUUGCCAGAAUUUGGGUUUUCAACCAUGAGAAUUUAAAUGCUCAAGUGAUUUCAACCAUUCCCAGCGAGUUCCUAGCAAAUCAUGGAAAUAGUAUGAUCAGAAAACCAUGGCAAUAUUUUGAGCGGUUCUAUUUGGUGGAAUCGGCAGGGUCAUUGUUGGCUGUUUCACGAGAAGGGAAAAUUUGUGGUCAUGAUUAUGGAACGACGGGGUUCCGAGUUUUUGAACUGGACGUGGAGGAUGGGAUGUGGAAACGGGUGAAUAGUUUAGGGAACAGAGCGUUGUUCUUAGGCCAUAAUUCAUCUUUCUCUAUCCAAGUCACAAGCAACUCUGGUUGUAAAGCUGACUGCAUAUACUUCACUGAUGACUACUACUGCUUUUCAUCGUAUCAGGAAUCACAUAGAAGAAAAGGAAAGGACCAGGGAAUCUAUAACAUGGGAGAUCAUGGAAGCUUUGAACAACAUUUUAGAGGUGAAACUCAUCAUUGUGAUAAUCCAUCAAUAUGGAUUGAACCCACUUUCUGUCGAGUAAAAUCACGAUAAUGGUUACAAUUUUUUUUUCAAUAUUUUUUCUUAUAUCAACCACUAUUAGUUUAUUAGUCAUGAGGGUACAUUCGGCCUUUGGUUCUUGGGCUGAUGAAA